UCAGGGAUUGGUUCUUGUAGUGGGAUCAAAAAUGUCUUCUCCAUAACAAAGCUCCUCCAUGGUGCCUGUAGCAUAGCAACGCUUGUUUGUAGAAUCAAUAUUGCAACUGGUACUGCCCUGCAAUACUUUGAUUUGAACAUCAGCAUGUCCAUGUGCCUCCAGAGCAUCCUUUGCUCAGCCCUCUACAGCAUUGCAGCAACAGGCAGCCAAGUCUUAAAACAAAAAUGCUGUUUGUGGGCACAAGUUCUUCACUUUACCAGCAGGGGACAAGGAAGGCAGAGAGACUUUCCCAGACAGCAGUGACUCGGGAUGAGAUUUCUAGCUUUCCACCUUGUGUUCGGUCCUGAAGGACUAGAAAAAUGUGGGUAUCUGCACUAUUUCUUGUUCCCAUUACCUGCUGAUCUUAUUUAGUUACAGUGUUUUCCAUUUUUUCUAAUCUCUAUUGAUCUUUUUUACAUUUUGUGUUUUGUUAAAGUUUUUUUUCCUGCAGCAGAGAUACUGCAAAUACAAUGUUAUCAUGAGUAAUGUGCUGACUUUGUUUUCUUAUCUACCUCAGGACAUUUAUUUACCCCUUCUUCACUAGAGGCAGACCUUUCCCACUGCAAUUGCUUUUCUUUGGCAUGUUAUUCUGUAUCUAUAAUGGCUUCCUUCAGGGGUACUACCUGAUUUACUGCGCUGAAUAUCCAAAUGAUUGGUGCACCGACAUCAGAUUUACAUCAGGCCUCCUCUUAUUUCUGCUGGGAAUGGGAAUCAACAUUCACAGUGAUCUCCUGCUGCGCCAGCUGAGAAAACCUGGGGAAGUUACUUACAAGAUUCCUCAAGGAGGAUUAUUCACCUAUGUUUCUGGAGCCAACUACUUUGGAGAAAUUGUGGAAUGGUUUGGUUUUGCCAUAGCAACCUGGUCCCUACCAGCCUUUGCCUUUGCCUUUUUUACGCUCUGCUGCAUCGGGCCACGUGCUUAUCACCAUCACAGGUACUAUCUCAAGACAUUUACGGACUAUCCAAAAUCAAGGAAAGCCUUGAUUCCUUUUGUUUUUUAAUGAUUGAAAUAUGGACUCUGUUCUGCUUUUACAGGGCUUUUUUCAAUUCCUAGUUUUAAUGUUAGGUCUGACUAACUGUACAGUUGAUAACCUGGCGUUGUAACAGACAAGAAGGUAAUUUGGAACUGAAGUUCUUGGUUUUAAUUUCAGGGGAAAUUGCAGGUAGUUGUGGGCAAAGGGCUUGUCAGUGGAGUUCUACCUAUAGAAAAUGGAUAUAUAACUGGGAUAUAUAACUGCACUGACAUCAGAGAAAAAGCAUUGGCUAAAAACUGAUGCAGGAAAGUAGAAAGUAAGCCCAUGACUUCAGAGAAAGUCUUCAGCAACCAUUCCAAUUUAUAACACUUCUGCAGCUGCUUCUUCCUGCCUCCAUGCCAUAGCACGGAUGCCCUCACUCUGCUGGCACUGCCCUAGGUCUUGCCAUGCUUUAAACAGGAGUAAGGGUCUCCUUUGCCAUAAAAAUAACUCAGACCAUUAUUUUUCAUCUAAAAUCCAGCUUAGCUCCCAGAACCAUAAUGCAACAAGAGGAUAUUUGUGCCAGCACAAGGCUGGGAGCACUAUGCCAUGGCACAGAGAGAUGCAAAGUACUCAGAGAUGGAAGUAUCUGAAGCUGGCACUCAAGCACGAUGUCUGUGUUCCUUCAUUAAGCAAUACUCUCCUCACUGUCAGAUGAUUAAUCUUCAGGCAUCAGAGGUUUUUUUAAAUGUACUUUGUCAAAAGAAUUGUAGCUCCAUUAGGAUUUUUCUUCUCUUGCAAAUCCAGAGCUCUUUUCAGAAUAAAAAUUUGUCCUCUCAAAAACACUCAGUUGUUAUUCAUAAAAUCUUGAGAUGGUGAUGUAUGACAAAAGUUAAAACAAAUAAAAAGCUCUGUGUUGAAGAAAAUAUUCUCCAACACUGGCAGUACAUUUUGUCUACAGAGAACAUUUUCAGAUACUCAUAUUAGGAAAUGAUAUAGAGAUAUUACUGAAUUUUCACAAAAACACAGGAUAUCUCUUCUUAAUUUCAGAAUAUAGUCAGGAAUUUAAAAAAAAAAAAAGUCAUUAACCUCAAUGGGAAGAGACGUCCCCAUGGAUGUGGAUAGUUUUAGUUAUACCUUAGACCAUAAAGUCCUGCUAAGAAUUAUGCCAAGUAGCUGGAAAGACCAGACAGCACAUACUAAACAUACUACCUGUUGCUGGAGUCAGCUGAUUGACUGUACACAAUUUUCUCCAAAACACAAUAAAAUUUAUGU
Athene cunicularia (burrowing owl) is the source of this 2267-nucleotide messenger RNA. It is a transcript of the gene SRD5A2, whose product is annotated as steroid 5 alpha-reductase 2. NCBI's taxonomy places the organism in Eukaryota, Metazoa, Chordata, Aves, Strigiformes, Strigidae. The transcript has 4 exons. Gene Ontology annotation, molecular function: 3-oxo-5-alpha-steroid 4-dehydrogenase activity. The record is from RefSeq and is a predicted model, not a curated record. The coding region runs from base 621 to 1040 and encodes 139 amino acids. Gene Ontology annotation, biological process: steroid biosynthetic process.